AUGGCGUCCAACUCCUCGCUUGUCUACGACUUACCUCCCCUCCCGUCAUACACCUUAACCCCGAGGGGACCGCUUAUCUCACCAAUCCCCGAUAACAUCCUCGCGUUGAUUCUCCCCAUAGUCGCUUACUGGGGCGUCUCUAUGAUCUUUCACAUCAUCGAUAUUUACGACCUUUUCCCGCAAUACAGACUCCACACUCCCGCCGAACUACUCAAGCGAAACCAUGUCUCACGCGCUGAUGUCGUGAGAGAUGUCAUUUUGCAGCAAGUCAUUCAGACAAUCGCUGGGUUUAGUGUUUCGUAUUUUGAUCCGCCGGAAUGCACGGGAAAGGAAGCUUAUGAUGUAGCGGUUUGGGCGAGACGGAUUCGGAUGGUGCAGAGACUGGUGCCCGGGUUGUUGGGCUUGGUGGGUAUUGAUUCUGUUGGGCUGUCGAAGAGUUUGUCUGGCUUUCCUAUUUUGUCUGCUGCGCUGGCCGGUGGUAUAUAUCCAAACCUCUGGCAGACCAUGGCUCUGGACAAUGGACUUGAAGCCGUGGCUCCGGCAUUUGCAGGCUGGGAGCUCACUUUGGCAAGCUUCAUAUACAAUUAUUUCAUUCCGGGACUGCAAUUCUUUAUUGCCAUUCUGAUCGUGGAUACUUGGCAAUACUUUUGGCACCGAGCGAUGCACCUCAAUCGCUGGCUUUAUGUAAAAUUCCACUCCCGCCACCAUCGCCUUUACGUCCCUUAUGCCUUUGGUGCAUUAUACAAUCAUCCCGUGGAGGGAUUCUUGCUAGACACUGCCGGAGCCGGCGUGGCCUUCCUCCUUACCGGCUUGACAUCCCGUCAAGCAAUGUGGUUCUUUACAAUGUCCACCAUCAAGACGGUCGAUGACCACUGCGGCUAUCACUUCCCCUGGGACCCACUUCAACUCAUCACAUCCAACAACUCGGCAUACCACGACAUUCACCAUCAAAGCUGGGGAAUCAAGACCAACUUCUCGCAACCAUUCUUCAUCUUUUGGGAUCGGUUCAUGGGAACUCGCUGGGAGGGAGAAGUGCAGAUGAAGUAUGAGCGUGCCCGCAUCGCUGCUGAGAAGCAGGUUGAGCGCGAACGGCUCGAGAAUAAUGGCGAGGAUAUCGAUCGUGUCCUCGAAUCCGAACCUGGUCCAUUAGACGUCGCCUCCGAGGAUUUUGCGCAAGAAAAGACGCCCUUCAAGAUUAUUCCUCGGGCAACUCGGUCAGCUUCACGACGGGCUCAUGGUGUAAAUGGCAGCAUUCGCCAGAAGUAA
This is a messenger RNA of Talaromyces marneffei, 1266 nucleotides long. RefSeq lists its product as uncharacterized. The record is from RefSeq and is a predicted model, not a curated record. Gene Ontology annotation, biological process: lipid biosynthetic process. Lineage: Eukaryota; Fungi; Ascomycota; Eurotiomycetes; Eurotiales; Trichocomaceae. The transcript has 2 exons. Bases 1 to 1266 code for a protein of 421 amino acids. Gene Ontology annotation, molecular function: oxidoreductase activity; iron ion binding.